AUGUGUGAGAAAGAUGCUUUGGCAAAAAAAUCACAGUGGGGCACCAAAGACCAUUAUCUCGCUAAGGCAGAGUGGUUGAAGGCAAAGAUAGCUAUUGCUGAAAAGGUUGAACAAAAACAUGCUGCUUUGUGUGCGAUAAGUUCGUGCUAUGAAGAUUGGAUGAAACACGAGCACAGAGCUGACUCCAAGGAAGCGCAAAUAGCUCAGCAUCGCGCAGAGUUGGUUCGCACAAUGGAGUUUGUUUACAGUGAUUACUGUCCAUAUUGGAUAAAAUGGUACAAGUUGGAUGGCAAAGUUCGGUGGGUGUAUUAUCAGCUCAAGGCAGAAGGUUAUGACAACGUUGCAGCUGAGCUCAAAAGGCAAUUAGAAGCGUUUUGGAAUCGUAUAGAAGAAGAAUCCAAUGGCUACGCCUUUUACAAUGCUUUGGAUGCAGCCGUGGAAGCGUUGAAUAAAUGGGAACAAGAAGAUGAUCGUGUUGCUUGGGAUAAGGCCAAACCAGUGUACGACUCCGCACUAGCCAAGUGGAAUGAGUUCAAGCCCAAGGGAGAACAAUCCGCGAAAGAAUUUCACGAACAAAUAUGUGAAUUUGUGAAAAACACUUUGACAGUGUGCACUGUUGUCAAUGAUUAUGUAAUUAGUGCGUUGAAGGAUGAAUUGGGCCAGAAGAGUCAGAAAAUCGAUGAUUUAGUGGAUGAAUUGGGUCAGAAGAAUCAAGAGAUCGCAGCGUUGAAGGAUGCGUUGGACCAGAAAAGUCAAAUGAUUGCUGAUUUAAAUGAUCAACUGGACGAGAAGGAUCAACAGAUCGCUGAGUGUGAUUAUGCAUUAAAAAACAAAUGUCAAGAAAAUAGAAAUUUAAAUGAACAACUGAACGAGAAGGAUGAAGAGAUCGCUGCGUUGAAGUAUGAACUAGACCAAAAGAGUCAAGAAAAUAAAGAAAAAGAUCGAGAAAAUAGAUACUUGCGUGGACGAAUAAGUGAACUCGAGAAGAAGGUUAAAGAUUCCGAUCCUCUUCAACGUACCACACUUGAGCAGGAGUGGCAAAAUUGGUUGGAAAGAACGACGUCAUCGCAUGCAAACUUGGUAAAUUGGAUCCAGGAAAGAAUUGCUGAGAUGACCGCAUUGGAAGAAGAGGAAGCUGCCGCUCGUAGUAGGUAUAAGCAUGAAUUUAAUGAUUCGGUCAAAGAAAUUGAGAAGCAUCACUUUGCGCUUAAGGAAAUGUUGAGUGGGUGGAUAUUUGAAUAG
Molecule: messenger RNA, 1242 nt
Organism: Trypanosoma theileri
Lineage: Eukaryota; Euglenozoa; Kinetoplastea; Trypanosomatida; Trypanosomatidae
Exons: 1
Coding region: 1-1242 (413 amino acids)
Source: RefSeq, a predicted model, not a curated record